Athalia rosae (coleseed sawfly) is the source of this 825-nucleotide messenger RNA. RefSeq lists its product as uncharacterized. The record is from RefSeq and is a predicted model, not a curated record. NCBI's taxonomy places the organism in Eukaryota, Metazoa, Arthropoda, Insecta, Hymenoptera, Athaliidae. The transcript has 3 exons. The coding region runs from base 150 to 608 and encodes 152 amino acids.
UUGUACGAGCUCCACUAGUGCGCAGCUAUUACCGUCAAUUUCGUCUGCCGUAUUUGCUGUACCCGUUGACUUGUAACUAUUUGUAACGAAUACGCGUAGCUGUGGACUGUGGGGUGGGUGAAUAUUUAUAAUAUAUUCGUACUAAUAAGAUGGCCGGACCAGGUAAUUCGAAUGGUUCUCUGCUUGCUAAGCUGGGUUUGCAGCCAGUAACUAAAUGCAGCCUUGUCAAAUUUUACGUUCCGGCUUUCGGAGUCGCUUCGUACACUGCUCUGUCCGUCAACGUGAUGAACCCAAGUCUGAUUAUGAGGAUAUUUCCUAAAAAAGACAUAACAAACGUGUUGCUUGGCUCUGCGCUGGUAGGUACUGGAACCUACAUAUACACCAGAGAACAUCUUAAGAAAGCUCCAACGGCAACAAGAGUUGUAUACAGCGCUGCUGGAGCUGUCUUGUUGAGUUUUGGUUCAGUUCUGGUAUGGGCUGUACUGCGUUCGAUAGUGCCACCAAAUUCCACACUGUGUACUAUUGCUGGAAUUGGCUCUGGGAUUGCGUUUAUCAACGUCGGAAUGAACUACUUGGACUUUGUCGACUCCCAGAUCGCAAAGAAGUAGACCAAAUUAAUAAAAGUAUUCGGGUAAUUGUCUGAAUAAUCAUAUAAAAACAUAAACAUUGAAGAAGAAAAAAAAAAAAACGUAAAAAGCAACAAAAAAGCUGUGAAAUUUAUUUAAAAUAAAAACCUAUAAAAUAUCACAUUAGAUAUUGGUAGAUUAGAAAAAUAAUCUUUGUACAGCAAUUAUCCAUACCCAUUAAACAUAAGAUGAAAGUUGA